AGACAGUGAGCGGAACGGCCUUUUGCUCUGCCGCGUCCCUGUUUGCCACGGCUGUAAGAGGUGGCUGACAACUGUGAGAACGGUGGAAAGGAUCGAGUUCUGAUGCUUUUGUUUCUGCAGCUUAGGCGCUCCUCUGCACACCUUGUAAUAAGUUGUAAUUUCUGUUUGAUUUGGAUCUACAGAUGGCGGGCGAGAAGGCGGCCGGUGAGAAAAAGCCAGGCGAGAAAAAGCGGGGCAAGAAAAAGACAGGUGAGAAGAAACCGGCUGAGCAGAAGCCAAGCCAGAAGGAAGUCGGUGAGAAGAAGAAGAAGAUUAAGAAGCAUCAUGCCAGCCGUAACCCUGUCCUGGCCCGGGGUAUCGGGAGAUAUUCCCGGUCGGCCAUGUAUGCCAGAAAAGCACUGUACAAGCGCAAGUACACUGCUCCAGAAACAAAGAUAGAAAAGAAGAAGAAAGAAAAGCCACGCGCAACCAUCAGCAAGCCGGUUGGUGGAGAUAAGAACGGAGGCAGCCGGGUGGUUAAAAUCCGCAAAAUGCCCAGGUAUUAUCCCACCGAAGAUGUUCCUCGCAAGCUUUUGAGUCACGGCAAAAAGCCCUUUUGCCAGCACAAGAGGAGGCUGCGGGCCUCUAUCACACCAGGAACCGUUCUGAUCCUUCUGACGGGCCGUCACAGAGGCAAGCGCGUCGUCUUCUUGAAGCAGCUUGCUACUGGCCUUUUGCUUGUUACAGGACCCUUGGUUGUCAAUCGUGUCCCUCUGCGUAGGGCCCAUCAGAAAUUUGUUAUUGCUACAUCUACAAAGGUUGAUAUCACUGGAGUGAAAAUUCCCAAGCAUCUCACUGAUGCCUACUUUAAGAAGAAGAGGCUGCGUAAGCCCAAGCACCAGGAAGGCGAGAUCUUUGACACCGAAAAAGAAAAAUACGAGAUAACGGAGCAACGCAAGUCAGAUCAGAAGGCAGUGGAUUCACAGAUCCUUGCACGGAUCAAGAAGGUGCCUCAGCUCCGGGGGUACCUGCGUUCUACAUUCUGUCUCUCAAAUGGCGUCUAUCCUCACAAAUUGGUGUUCUAGCUUGUUCCGAAAACACCACAUUAAAUUUGAAGGGAGAAAA
This is a messenger RNA of Egretta garzetta (little egret), 1104 nucleotides long. RefSeq names its product ribosomal protein L6 (gene RPL6). NCBI's taxonomy places the organism in Eukaryota, Metazoa, Chordata, Aves, Pelecaniformes, Ardeidae. Gene Ontology annotation, biological process: translation. The transcript has 7 exons. The coding region runs from base 183 to 1064 and encodes 293 amino acids. Gene Ontology annotation, cellular component: ribosome. Gene Ontology annotation, molecular function: structural constituent of ribosome. The record is from RefSeq and is a predicted model, not a curated record.